CACAAUUUCUGGCCAAGCAGUUGCACGGUGGACAAUUGGACGUAAUGCAUCUCGGCAAAUUAAUGCGCCUGAUUUGUUUUUAGAAACGGAGUUUAUGACCGGUCGGUGGAGAGGAUACAGAGCCGCAGUAGGCUACCAUUCGCUGUCAGGGCUACUGUUUUUUUGUUGAUGUCAUCGGUAGCCGUGUUCGAACAGGAGCGACCGUCAAUUUAUAGUCAGGAUUACUAGAAUAACAAAAUAAAGCCCACAAUAAAAAAAGUCGCAAGUUUUUUUUGUGCGCACAGUGAGUAUGGGAAUUCUAACGCACUGUGUUUUACUUUUUUUAUUCCAGCAUUUGACGUCCGCUUAUGAUUUUAAAGAAGGACUAGAUAACGGACAGUAUGCAUUUGUGAAAGAUCCUAGUUUGAAUAUCGAAAAGAGAUCUGCAGAUGUAGAAUUAUUCCAGUUUGACUCUGAAUCAUCCGAACACAUUCGGAGCAGGAGAAGCGCUGAUCAAGGGGACUGUAAAAGUCUCCAGGGAUUCGACACCAAGUUGACUAACAACACCCACACCUAUUCCUUCAAUGACCUGAGUGGGUCCGUGUCACUGGCCUGGGUUGGAGACGCCACCGGGGUCAUCCUGGCUUUGACAACAUUCCAGGUUCCAUUCUUCAUGUUGAGAUUCGCCCAGUCUAAACUCUAUCGAAGUGAGAACUAUGGGAAGUCGUUCCAGGAUGUCACAAACCUCAUCAACAACACUUUCAUCAGGACAGAGUUUGGGAUCGCCAUCGGACCAGAGAACUCUGGGAAGGUGAUCCUGACAGGUGAUGUGUCUGGCAGCCUGGGAUCUCGUAUCUUUAUCUCCAGAGACUUUGGGAACAGCUUUGAGCAGCAGGACCUUCCCUUCAACCCCCUGAUGCAGAUCACAUACAACCCCAGAGAUGCCAACGUUCUCCUGGUUACCAGCAACACUAACGAGCUCUGGCUGUCAGAGGACUUUGGAGAGAACUGGAGGAAGAUCCAUGACAUGGUGUGUCUGUUCAAAUGGGGGAUGGACAGUAACAUAUUCUUCACCACCAGCCUCAAUGGAUCCUGCAAUGACAGAGGGAUGCUGGACUUGAGGAGGACGACGGACUAUGGGAAGACCAUCAAGACUGUUGCCACUAAGAUCUUCUCUUUCGGCCUGGGGGGAAAGUUUCUGUUUGCCUCUGUUAUGACUGGAACUGGCACUCUGAGGAGGAUCCAUGUGUCGACUAACCAGGGGGAUGAGUGGAACAUGGCUCAGCUGCCUCCGGUUGGCCACGAGGAGUUCUAUUCCAUCCUGGCAGCCAAUGAGGAUAUGGUGUUCAUGCACGUGGAUGAACCAGGAGACACAGGCUAUGGCACCAUCUACGUGUCAGACGACAGGGGUACGGUGUACUCUAAGUCUCUGGAGCGUCACCUCUACACCACCACAGGGGGAGACACUGACUUCACCAACGUUACCUCUCUACGAGGGGUCUUCAUCACCAGUAUACUGGCAGAGGAUGGCUCGGUGCAGUCCGUGGUGUCCUUCGACCAGGGAGGGGAAUGGGUGCCCCUGCAGAAACCUGCCAACACAAAGUGUGACUCCACAGCCAAAGACCCUGACAAGUGCAGUCUCCACAUCCACGCAGCUUACAGCGAGGCUAUGAAGCUGAACGUCCCCAUGCUGCCUCUCAGUGAACCAAACGCUGUAGGACUCAUCAUGGCUCACGGGAGUGUGGGCGAUGUCAUCUCUGUGAUGAAGCCUGACGUAUUCGUGUCAGAUGAUGGCGGUUACACCUGGCUACAGGCCCUGGAGGGACCUCACCACUAUGCCAUCCUGGACUCUGGUGGACUCCUGGUGGCCGUGGAGCACUCUGCUCAGCUCAUCAAAGACAUCAAGUUUUCCACAGACGAGGGCCAGUGCUGGCACGUUCACCAGUUCACCAGCGAUCCCAUCCACUUCACAGGGCUAGCGGUGGAGCCGGGGGCGAGGUCUAUGAACGUCAGUGUCUGGGGCUACAGAGACUCUCUGCUCAGUCAGUACUGGGUAUCUGUCACCGUUGACUUCCGAGAGCUGCUCACUAGAACCUGUGAGGACCAGGACUACGUGCAGUGGCUGGCACACUCUGAUGACAUCAGCGACCCUAACGACGGCUGUAUGCUGGGUUACAAGGAGAAGUUACUGCGUCUAAGGAAGGCCUCGGUCUGCUGGAACGGACGGGACUAUGAGGUCAACAAGCAACCCACCCCCUGCCUCUGCACCCUGGAUGACUUUCUGUGUGACUUUGGGUACUAUCGUAAAGAGAACAGCUCUGAGUGUGUGGAGCAGCCGGACCUGAAGGGCCACCUUCUGGAGUUCUGUCUGCAAGGCAAGGAGGAGCUGCUGCAGACCAGAGGCUAUAGGAAGAUCCCCGGGGAUAAGUGUGAGGGAGGAACACAGCCGGAGAGAAAAGAGAUCGACCUCAGUAAGAGGUGUGUCAGUGAUCUGCUGGGACCUCAGGAACUACUGAUGGACGGCCAUCUGUCCAGCUCUGCACCCAUCAUAGUGACUGUUUUAAUCAUUGUGCUGCUCGCAAUCAUAGCUGGGGUCCUCAUCGUCAAGAAGUAUGUCUGCGGUGGCAGGUUCCUGGUACACAGCUACUCUGUCCUACAGCAGCAUGCUGAGGCCCAGGGACUAGACGAACCCCUAGACAGCAACCACACUCAGGCCAGAAACAUGGCCGACUUCCACGACGAUUCAGACGAGGAUCUUCUGGAGUAACAGGUUGAACAUGCAGCUCCCAAGAGGACCUACUCGUCUCCUGUCUGUCCUUUACAACCCAGAGACUCCUGCAGCUACAAGAGGAAUCUAGUCUCCUGGCUGUCCUUUACAACCCAGAGACUCCUGCAGCUACAAGAGGACCUACUCGUCUUCUGUCUGUCCUUUACAACCCAGAGACUCCUGCAGCUCCCAAGAGGACCUACUCGUCUCCUGUCUGUCCUUUACAACCCAGAGACUCCUGCAGCUACAAGAGGACCUACUCGUCUCCUGUCUGUCCUUUACAACCCAGAGACUCCUGCAGCUACAAGAGGAAUCUAGUCUCCUGUCUGUCCUUUACAACCCAGAGACUCCUGCAGCUACAAGAGGAAUCUAGUCUCCUGUCUGUCCUUUACAACCCAGAGACUCCUGCAGCUACAAGAGGACCUACUCGUCUCCUGUCUGUCCUUUACAACCCAGAGACUCCUGCAGCUACAAGAGGAAUCUAGUCUCCUGUCUGUCCUUUACAACCCAGAGAUUCCUGCAGCUACAAGAGGACCUACUCGUCUCCUGUCUGUCCUUUACAACCCAGAGAAUCCUGCAGCUACAAGAGGAAUCUAGUCUUCUGUCUGUCCUUUACAACCCAGAGACUCCUGCAGCUACAAGAGGAAUCUAGUCUCCUGUCUAUCCUUUACAACCCAGAGACUCCUGCAGCUACAAGAGGAAUCUAGUCUUCUGUCUGUCCUUUACAACCCAGAGACUCCUGCAGCUACAAGAGGAAUCUAGUCUCCUGUCUGUCCUUUUACAACCCAGAGACUCCUGCAGCUACAAGAGGAAUCUAGUCUUCUGUCUGUCCUUUACAACCCAGAGACUCCUGCAGCUACAAGAGGAAUCUAGUCUCCUGUCUGUCCUGAGGCUCACUGCUCUACAUCGAAGAACACGUUUCUUCUCUCUGUACAACCAGAGGCUCGCUGCUGCUGCUCUCUUCUUCGCCUCCUGCUACUUCCUCCUUCCCUCCCUCCACCAUGACCCUUGACCUCUAACCCCUGACCUUCCAGCGCCUGGCGGAGAGUUGUUCCAGUACAGCUCUCAUCAGUGAGGUAUCCAAUGAGGCUUUGUGAUCUGAGUGAAACACAGCCAGAAUUCAGCAGGAGAGCAGAGGUCCAAUCGUUAUGGUUGAUUUUAAAAAAACAAUUUAGUCUCCAAGUUCCUUUUCUGUUGGGAUGGAAUGGUGUGAUGGUUCUGGAAUGCUGGUGAAUCUGGAAUCAUGGAACCGUUGUUUUAGAAGCUGUUUUAUGGUCUUUGGGAGCUUCUCUUAAUAUCUACUGUAGCUAGACUCUUCAAAACAAGUGACUGUAAACAGCACCAUGAUGACAUUACGGGUUAUACAUGCCUCUCCCAUUGCUUGGGACUGGGGAUCUUGGGAAAUAUUACGUAUACGUUUCUAUUGAAGACAUGUCCUUUUCCCCUCCCCUGCACUUACAUAAAGAUCUUUCAUUUUUCAUUGAUGUGAUUCAGGGUUGGGACUAUGGUAAAUAGUUUGUAGUUGGUUACUGUGGCUUGGUAAAAUUACUCUACCAAGCCACCCUAUUCUUAACUAUUUUGAACUAUUUUGCCUAAAUGAUAAGAUGCAAGUGGAAAUAUUUAUAAGCAUUUAAAGUUGGAUAGCAAUAACAUGUUUAGAUCCACUGUAUCAACACGCUAAGCUUUCAUAGCAGGACUCAACCUCCUCCUCUAAACUAAAGGGAUUCAUCCUAACAUGAGAAUUGUGUACCUAACUCAAACAUUCACCUUCUAAAUCAUGCAUCGUUUUUUUUUUUUAACUCAAGUUAUGAUUUGUCUAUAUUAGAACAAUAGACUUAUUCUAUCUAAACAGUGUAUGCAGUUGUGACUGCCAGAAGCAGUGAAAAAAACCUCUGUUUAGUUUGAGUCAGAGGGGGGGAAAUGUAGUAUACAAAAAGCUAUUCACCUCAUGCCUCCUCAUUUCUCUACACAAAUUAUGUUUAAUAUGUUGAGCUAAUCCUACACAAGUGAAAGUAGACCCCAAUGUGAAGGAAGGACUAUAGGAAUCAAUCGAACGUAAACACAGGCGCUAAGGCCACAUUUUGUUUUUAGAAAUGUAAUAACUGUCACAUAGAUCUGGACAUCUUUGACGAAGCCAUUUUUGUUAGAAUAAAUUGUUUUAUAAACUUAACAACGUUGUAUGGAUGUCUAGCAGUUUUGCCACUGGCGUGUCUGUUUUCAGUGUGUAGAACAAACCUCUUGUCUGUAUGUACUGUACACUCGUAUCUUAAUAUGAUGAGCUAAUAUUACUGAAUUACACAUUUUAUUGUGGUCACCACAUUACCUGAAAAAUGUCAUUGACUUAAGUUUCACCUAGACUAGGGUCAUUCUAGCCUCGGGAGCCCAUUUGGAACAAUGGCCUUGGGAGACUAGGGUCAUUCUAGCCUCGGAAGCCCAUUUGGAAUGAUGGCCUUGGGAGACUAGGGUCAUUCUAGCCUCGGAAGCCCAUUUGGAAUGAUGGCCUUGGGAGACUAGGGUCAUUCUAGCCUCGGAAACCCAUUUGGAACGAUGGCCUUGGGAGACUAGGGUCAUUCUAGCCUCAGAAACCCAUUUGGAACGAUGGCCUUGGGAGACUAGGGUCAUUCUAGCCUCAGAAACCCAUUUGGAACGAUGGCCUUGGGAGACUAGGGUCAUUCUAGCCUCAGAAACCCAUUUGGAACGAUAGCCUUGGGAGACUAGGGUCCUUCUAACUGGGAGUAUACACCUGACAGGCGGUUUCCAUUUGUUCCUAAUACUAUAGUCAGAUACAAUUGUUUUUAGAAUAAUACAUGUACAGAGUAGAAGCUAAAUUAACACUUCUUGUAGGCUUGAAUGUUGGAGAAACAAGGCACUGAUGAUAGCUUCCCAUUUGAACUAGGCUACUUUAAAUACUGUGGAGUCACAUGAUCUCUCUCUCUCAAUAGUUUGCCGUUUUAAAACAUUUGUUGCGCCAUCCUUUCCUCUUCCUCUCUCUUCUCUUGUCUUCCACGCCCCUUUACAUGGUGAACUGGUAUUUAUUUAGAAUGAUCUGAUUGAUUCGGAGUGCAGUAAUGUAACUUAUUGUGUGGAUGGUUAUACAAAUCAAAUCACAUUUUAUUGGUCACAUACACAAAAGUGUCUAGUAGAGGGGGUAGGGUCUGUCCAGUGUGUGUGUGUGUGUGUGGGGGGGGGGGGUCUGUCUAGUAGAGGGGGUAGGGUCUGUCCAGUGGGGGGUGGGGGGGGGGGUCUGUCUAGUAGGGUCUGUCUAGUAGAGGGGGUAGGGUCUGUCCAAUAGAGUCUUUCUAGAAGGGGAGGUAGGAUCUGUCUAUGAGGGUCUGUCUAGGAGGUUCUGUCUAGUAGUGGGGGUAGGGUCUGUCUAGUAGUCUUUCUAGAAGGGAGGGGGGUCUGUCUAGGAGGGGGGAGGGUCUGUCUAGGAAGGAGGAGGGUCUGUCUAGUAAGGGCUGUCUAGUAGGGUCUCUCUAAUAGAGGGGUCUGUCUAGUAGGGUCUGUCCUGUGGGGUCUGUCUAGGAGGGGGAGGGGUCUGCCUAGUAGGGUCUGUCUAGUAGAGGGGUAGGGUCUGUCUAGGAGGGUCUGUCCUGGGGGGGGGACACACCCCUAGAUCGGCUAACUAUGUAAGAGCCAUUUUAAUGAUUCCAUUUCUUGAAUUCAAACCAAUAAGACAUUACAUGUUGACCUGCAAUACCAACUACCCUGUUGUUUUGUAGAAUAGUCCUCAGACUUCUCCUCUACCCAUAAUGCAAUGGGAACAACAUAACCCAAUUUAAUUUUACUCCCUGAUCAUGCAAUACAGCUUUAUUUGUCCAUUGUGAAACAGACAAAUGGAAUGUUUCAUCCAACCUAUAUUUGGUGUUUGGUUUGUACAUUACUGUACCCACAUUUGCACAGGAUUGAAAGAAUUAGCGAAAUCUCAAUUGGCAGAACCAAGCCAACACAUACUGUAGCUGCUAAAACACGAGGAAGACACUUGUUCUGAAGGUUUUAUGUAUUGAGAUUUGAAAGGUGACAUCUUUAUUACAUUUUAAAAUAGCUGUAUAAAGUUAUAAUGCAAUGUGAGAAAGUUCUGGAAUCGUUACAUCUUUGUAUCUGCUGUGUAGUUCAAUAUAUUUGAGGUGAUUUUGCUUUGGGUUAUUGGCUAAUAAAUCAACUUGUUCCUUUGAUAAGUUUUCUGCUCAUAUAUAUAUUGCAUAAGAGUAGAUUUUAUUUUGUUAAUGUUCAGAAAAACAACUUGAUACAAGAAUGUAAAAUCAAACCUUAACAGAUGAAUGGUAAAUAAUGUGACAUUAUCAGUCUGUCAUCUUUAAAUAAAGGUUGCAUAUUACUGCA
This is a messenger RNA of Oncorhynchus kisutch (coho salmon), 7087 nucleotides long. Its product is annotated as sortilin. Bases 290 to 2746 code for a protein of 818 amino acids. Lineage: Eukaryota; Metazoa; Chordata; Actinopteri; Salmoniformes; Salmonidae. The record is from RefSeq and is a predicted model, not a curated record. Gene Ontology annotation, cellular component: Golgi apparatus; membrane. Gene Ontology annotation, molecular function: protein binding. The transcript has 19 exons. Gene Ontology annotation, biological process: Golgi to endosome transport; vesicle organization; endocytosis.